Molecule: messenger RNA, 7172 nt
Organism: Helobdella robusta
Lineage: Eukaryota; Metazoa; Annelida; Clitellata; Rhynchobdellida; Glossiphoniidae
Exons: 36
Coding region: 31-6036 (2001 amino acids)
Biological process (GO): protein dephosphorylation
Molecular function (GO): protein binding; protein tyrosine phosphatase activity
Source: RefSeq, a predicted model, not a curated record
CCCCCAAAAAGUUUAAAAGUGGUUGAUGGCAUGUCUGCCACAUUCUACUGUCUAUUUACUGGCAAACCUCAGCCGGAAGGAACAUGGAGACAUAACAACCGGAUCAUGAUCCCAUCGGCUAGGAAUCCGACUUUUGUUAUCAAGCCCGUUGAUUUCGGAUCGGUGCUUAAGUUCACGCAGGUAAGAAAGAAAGACGAAGGCACAUACAUCUGCGAGGCAAACAAUCACGUCGGGGCCAGCAGCCAGGCCACGUUCAACCUCACUGUGUACGAUCAUUACAACAUCCCACACGGAUUUCCGCAAAUCCAUCCGCAGCCAGCAAAAACCAUCAUCGACAUGUACAAAAGUUUCGUACUAAACUGUGGAGCCUACCCUCAGUCAAACAUCACUUGGCUGAAGGACAAUGUACCCAUUGAAAUGUGGAGGUUCAGUCACUCCAUUGUACCCCGAGGUGACUUGCAGAUGUUGAACACAAAUCAGCAUUACGAGGGGAGAUACGAAUGUGUGGCGGAAAACGAGGUAGGAACCAACUACAGUCUGCCCGCUGAUGUCUUUGUUAGAGCCAGAUAUUCAGCCCCUGAAUGGAUCAUGCUGCCAAUCAACGAGGAAGUGGCAUUCGGCAGUUCCAUCAAACUUUCCUGCUCUGCCCAGGGAACACCAGCCCCUGAAGUGAAAUGGAGGAGAGAGGAUGGUGUCGACAGUGAUCCCAAUAUUUUUUCUCAGAGCGGCGGUGUGAUGAUGCUGCACAAAGUCGUCGAGUCUGCGAAUUACACGUGCGUCGCUAACUCGACUCACGGAACCAUCAACCACACUGCUGAAGUUAGGGUUAAAGCCCUCCCCAAACCACCGGUCGGAGUGAAAAUAACCGAGGUGUCCCCGAAUUCUGUGCGGCUGUCGUGGCUUUCUGGUAACGUGGAGCCUGUGGAAUCCUACGCUGUUGAGUACUACCCCAAGUUCCACUAUGCCCUCAGCCGAACCGAAGACAGAGAUAUCUACAGGACGGACCACGAAGUGAGCAACUUGUUACCCUACACAGAGUACAUUUUCAGAGUCAUAGCCCUCAAUGCUAAUGGAAGGAGUCCUCCCAGCCAGCCUGUUGACGUCACAACAGGCGAACUAGUACCUGGAAGUCAGCCUUUGGAAGUUAGAGCACGAGCCAUCAGUCCGAACAGUGUGGUGGUCACUUGGAGGGAACCAAACAUCACGAAUGGUGUCAUUAAGGGCUACAAAGUCUACUACACCUUGAGCCCCAACUCGUUGCCCGUGUCCCUAUGGACCCAGCAUACGGUGGAGAACACUCUGAUGGCCACCCUAAAAAACCUCAUGAGGAAUCGAACCUACACCAUCACGGUCCUCGCAUUCACGAGAGUCGGGGAUGGCCCUCUCUCUGAGAACGUUCAUGUCGUCACUAACACCGAUGUACCAGACAUGCCAUCGAACUUCGGGGCCACCCAGAAAUCCCCCACCUCCAUCCUACUCCACUGGGAUCGACCAACGACCGGAUCGAUAACUUCCUACAGGAUCAACUACAUGGAUUACCGGAGCAAAUCCAACUUCAGUAGAGACGUUCCUGACAGUGAAUUCAGUUCGCCGUCGCAAAACAUUAAGUACGAGUUGAGCAAUUUGAACUCGGACACCUACUACAACAUUUGGCUGUCUGCUGUCUCGGAGAAGGGUGAAGGUCCACCUAGCACUACUAUCCAGAUUCAAACCGAUCCGCAAGGUUUACAAAUUUGUAGUUCAGCAUUUAUAACAAAGAUAGUCUCUUUAUUUUGUUUUAAAAAUGAAAAAAAAACAUCAUCGUCAUCGUCGUCAUCUCAACCGACAUCAUCUUCUUCUUCACCAUCAUUUUCAACAUCUCUAUCAUCAUCAUCAUUUGAACAUGACUCAACUAUAUCAAAUAUUCACACAACACAUGCAAUAGCACAUAAACAAUGCACACAAAAAAACAAAAACUUUCUGAGUCACGAUUCUUUUAUGCAAAAAACCGACACCACAACAACAAAAAUCAUAUUUGAUAUGAUAGUCCUACCAACGAAUUUCCCGGGAGAGCCAAAAAAAUUGAAAUUAGAAGCGAUUAAUUCGACGGCUGUGAGAGUAGAAUGGAAACCACCAACAGAUCGAAACGCUGAUAUAAAGGGAUAUUACAUCAAAUACGCUGAGGUGAUUGACUUGAAUGAAGACAAUUGGAUCCGAUCCGAGCCCGUGCCAUCAAACCAGAACGAGCACUUGAUCUCAGGACUCUCGCCUGCCACCUCCUAUAACAUCACAGUUGCUGCAUUCACGCGAAACGGCGAAGGACCAAACGCCAAACCGAAAAAGACAAAAACAAAAACAGCAGUACCAAGUGUUCCUCAGAGAGUGAAACUAACACUUCUAUCGGAAGACCAGCCCGGCAGUCCAGGUGUGAUUGUGGAAUGGCUGCCACCGAAAGACAUUCACGGAGAGUUGAAAGAAUAUUUAGUGGCAUUUGGCGUUCAAGGAGAGGCAAAAGUAGAUGAGAGGAGAUUUGGGGCCAACAUCGAAAAAUUUACCGCAACAUUCUUAGAUCACGGGGCAAUUUAUGAAUUCAAAAUAGCCGCAAAAAAUGAGGUUGAUUUUGGAGAGUAUGCCACAGAGACUAUUAAAACAAUCGAAGGAGUGCCAUCCGGUUCUCCGGAAAACCUGACGGCAAGCGUGCUAUCGCCGUCAAGCAUCCAAUUAGCCUGGGACCCACCAAUGAAGAAACAUCGGCAAGGGGACAUCCUAAUUUACGAGGUUGUCUACUGCGAAAGUAUGGACCAACAGGAUGAUGUACGAAUCAACACGACCGAUCGUCGCAUGUUAAUCGAGAACUUGAAGGCAGACACUAGCUACACUUUCUUGAUCAGGGCCUUCACGUCUGUUGGCGGCGGGCCUUGGGCCAGCCAACUUGCGGUGAAAACGUUCAGUCUCAGCGUUCUUCCUCCUCCCACAAACGUCCAGUCAAAGUUCAUCACCCUAACAUCAAUGGAGGUCACAUGGGAACCUCCAGUUCGUAGCAAGUCCAUGAAGAACAAAAUGCAAGUUGUCGGCUACAGAGUGUACUACAGUUCACAACCAAAUUCUAACGUUGAAAACUGGCCCAGUCUGGAUGUCAAUCAUGUAACUUGGGCAGAGAUUAGGAACUUGGAGCCGAAUACGGCAUAUGCGGUGAAGGUCAGGGCUAAAACAACGGACGGGCGAUUCGGUGGUUACAGCCAUACAUCUAUAUCUGAUAGAUUUAUAAACGAGAAACCCGAUGCUGUGAGCGGUUUCAUUGCCAGUGUCCACAACUCCCGCUCUGUCACGCUGGAAUGGAAACCUCCAAGAAAGCCUGGAGUCUCGCGAUACAAGAUUGAAUACAUGGGCAUAAGGAAGAUAAAAGAUUUCAGUGGCAUGGAGGAGACGACGGUAGACGUGAGACGUGAAAUUAUCGUUCCGAAAGAGGAAAAACUUCGUCACAUUGACAACUUGGUCUCUUCAACUCUCUACACAUUCAACAUUACUGCAAAGUUCGUUGAUGGCAGCUGGGGACCGACUAACAUUCUUCAUAUAGAAACCACACAAGACGUUUCAAGUCUGGAAUCUCCAACAGUCAUCAGGUCCUUAUCGGACAGUAUGGUAAAGCUGGGAUUGAAACCCGCCAAUGAGGAACGAAACAGUGUCUUGUACUACUGGCUGGUCGUUCUGCCAACCGAUGCUGCUGAUACAAAAAGAUCCUUUGAUUUUAAUAACCGAGAGAUAUCUCUAGGCUCGCCCCGAAGCGGAUGGAUAGCAGGCAAAUUUGAUGGGGACCACCUACCUACAGAAUUCAUCAUUGGAGACGGCAGAAAGAAUGACGAUGGCGAUGUUUUCAACAGACCUCUACCAAAGAACUACAACUAUGUAGCAUUUCUGAGGGCUUUCUAUGCAUCUAAUAAACACAUAUCUUCUCCUUAUUCUCGUCCCCUGCUUCCCAAUCCUUACUACCAAUCCGUGAGCGGGCCACACCACAACAGCCGACAGAGCAUCGAUUUGUUGUGGAUCGUUGCGCCAAUCUGUGCGGCGGUUGUCCUCAUUCUCCUAGUCAUCCUUAUUAUCAUCAUCGCUAGCAGAAAACGAAGGAUUAACGACAAAAGUGUGUCAACAUGCGCCAGCAAGGUCGUCAUGACAACCGGGAGUGCCCCCGUGCCCGCUAGUGUGGUUGACCCAGUUGAAAUUAGAAGAGUCCAGUACCAGUCACCAGCAAUGCUCUGCCAUCCACCAAUUGCAAUCUCCGACCUCGAGUGUCACAUCGAACAGCUGAGAGCAAAUGACAACGCGAAAUUCAGUUUGGAGUACGAAUCGAUCGACCCAGGUCAACAGUUCACAUGGGAGGCAUCGAACCUCGAGGUGAACAAAUCAAAAAACAGGUACGCCAACGUCAUAGCCUACGAUCAUUCGAGGGUGGUGUUACAAUCCAUGCCCCAUACUCAUUCACUCGUUACUACCAUUCCUGGUCAGUUAGUUGCGGGCAGUGAUUACAUCAAUGCUAAUUAUCUGGAUGGCUUCAGGAAGCCUAAUGCCUACAUUGCUACACAGGGACCAAUGCCCGAUACGUUUUGCGACUUUUGGAGGAUGGUGUGGGAGAAGCAAUCUGGAAGCAUUGUCAUGAUGACCAAACUGGAGGAGAGAAACCGGAUAAAAUGUGACCAAUACUGGCCGUCACGUGGAAGCGAGAUGUACGGAUCACUGCAAGUUACUCUGGUUGAUGUCAUUGAGCUGGCUACGUUCACAAUCAGGACAUUCCAGCUCUCAAUGGAAUUCACACCAGAGAAACGUGAAGUUAAGCACUUUCAGUUCACGGCCUGGCCAGACUACGGAGUACCAAGCCACCCUGCACCACUUCUACUCUUCAUGAAGAGAGUUAAAUUCAUGACAUUGAAUGGGUCAGGUCCAGUAAUUGUGCACUGCAGCGCCGGAGUCGGAAGAACGGGAGUCUACAUCGUACUAGACGCCAUGCUAGAAAGAAUAAAACAUUCAGGAACCGUAGACAUCUACGGACAUGUAACAUGCUUAAGGUCUCAACGAAACUACAUGGUCCAGACAGAAGAUCAGUACGUAUUCAUACAUACAGCCAUUUUAGAAGCGGUCACUUGCGGCAACACCGAAGUACCUGCCAGGAAUCUCUUUGCUCAUAUUCAGUCGCUUAUGGAGCCUGCCAACCAAUUCUCCGCGUCUUCUUCUACCAUCAGCGGCAUGGAGGCAGAGUUCAAGGCGCGUUUUAAACUGUCCAGUGGAAAAAAUACCACCCUGUCGUUUGCCAGUGCCAAUCAGUCAUGCAACAAACACAAAAACAGAUUGGUCAAUGUGUUACCGCUCGAGUCAACAAGAGUGUGCUUGCAGCCUAUAAGAGGGGUAGAUGGGUCGGAUUACAUUAACGCAAACUUCAUAGACGGGUACAGAUACAGAAAAGCCUACAUAGCAACACAAGGUCCUCUCGCGGAGACUGUUGAAGAUUUCUGGCGAGCAAUGUGGGAAUGCAACUGCAACAUCAUCGUCAUGUUGACUAAAUUGAAAGAGCAGGGAAGGGAGAAGUGCCAUCAGUACUGGCCAAACGAGAGGUCAGCCAGGUAUCAGUACUUUGUCGUCGAUCCGCUCGCUGAGUACAACAUGCCACAGUACAUUUUGAGAGAAUUUAAAGUUACUGAUGCGCGGGACGGACAAUCCAGGACGGUUCGACAGUUCCAACUGACAGAUUGGCCGGAGUAUGGUGUGCCUCCAACAGGGGAUGGUUUCAUUGAAUUUAUUGGGCAAGUUCACAAAACCAAAGAGCAGUUUGGUCAGGAAGGACCCAUUGCUGUCCACUGCAGUUCAGGAGUGGGUAGAACAGGAGUCUUCAUAACGUUGAGUAUUGUUCUAGAGAGGAUGAGAUUUGAAGGGGUGGUCGACAUGUUUCAAACUGUCAACAUUCUCAGGACGCAAAGACCUGGACUUGUUCAAACAGGGGAGCAAUAUUCUUUCUGCUACCGUGCCGCGUUAGAGUACUUAGGAUCAUUUGACCAUUACACCAAUUGAACUGACGAUUUAAACUGCCUUCCAAACAUAAUAUCCAUCAAUUUCUACGAACCUCGUCGAUCCACAUUUUGGACAUUUUCAGCGUCUCAUUUUUAAUUUUACUCGCAUCAUUUUAAGACUGUUGUUACCAUCAUCGUCGUCGUCGUCAUCAUCAUUAUUAUCAUCAUUCACGUCACUUUUAUCAUCUUAAACACCAUCAUUAGUACCUGUAUUAAAAUUAUUAUCUCAAUUGUCGCGAUCAAUUGUUUUCAUUAAUGUUAACCAUAAUUGCACUGAUGUUAAAAACCAGCAUUUGUUGAACUGUCGUCAGCUUAGCGUUAACAAGUAGUCCAUGACAUCCGAUACAUUAAUUUUCACACUACUACAAUUGUUAAGAACUACAAUAAUUGCGUGAACAUCAAUCAGCUUUACAACACCGUCAACACCAACAAAGUUCGCGACAAUAUUAUGACCAUAAUAUUUUUUACUAAAUUGUACAUACUUCACCUUUUUAUUACAUUUUUUUUUUUGUUAAAUUUUCAAUUUCGAAAUCUUACAUAAAAAAUUAUUUAAUUUAGUUUAAAUAACACGUAUGUAUUGCCAGAUCGCCAUACUGACAUUAUGUAUUUGAAAAAUGUGCGUCUUUUAAACUGUUAAAACGAAUUUACAAAAAAAAAAGAUUUAUAAAAGUUUCUAUUUAAUAAGGAUAAUUAGCACUUAAUUCAUUUUAAACGUUUAUUACUACAUUUAUUUUAUAUUUUCGAUUAUUUACAACAAGGAACUUCCUUUACAAAUCAUUGACAUUCAUAGCAUAGCUAUUAAAACGAAAUUGCUAAAAAGGCUGCGAAUCAAAAAUAACUUGAAAUGAAAAUGUGUUUAAAAAACUGUAUAAAGUUGUGUUGAUUUUGUGUUCCUUGAAAAGAUUGUUACAUAUUCAAACAUAAACAAACACAUCUGUAAAUAAAUAAAUUCAUAUAUACAUAUAUCUACAUGUAUAUAUAUAUAUAUAUAUAUAUAUAUAUACUGAUUAUUUUAUUCUUUACAGUAUGUAAUUCACGCUAAACAAACAUACAGAUUAGCAUCUGAAUAAGCAAAAAUCGUUUUUGAUAAAUUGGCUGAUAGGAAAAUUACACUUACAUAAAAUCUAACAGAAAGUU